This is a messenger RNA of Eimeria mitis, 1617 nucleotides long. RefSeq lists its product as uncharacterized. The record is from RefSeq and is a predicted model, not a curated record. Lineage: Eukaryota; Apicomplexa; Conoidasida; Eucoccidiorida; Eimeriidae. The coding region runs from base 1 to 1617 and encodes 538 amino acids. The transcript has 5 exons.
AUGUUCAUCUUGUGCUCUGUUUACAUCCUCAGCCUGGACGUAAUCUACAAGAGAAUGAUAUUCAAAAUCCGCCCGCAACAUUGGGCGUGCCAGCUCCUGGUCACUCUCACUCUCUUUGCGUACUGUGAAGCGCAUUACCCACCAUACGGCCCGGCAGGUCUUUCUGGGCAGCAGCAUCGCAGUACAGAACUGCCCAGAAUUCCGCAGAACGACGGUGGUGGCUUCAGGAGUGGUGAUCACAAGGGCGAUGGCGAAGGCUACGGUGAGGAGAACGAAACUCCUCCACGUUGGCAUUUCAAGGUACCAACUGUCCCAAUGAUGGGCGGCGAUCCCUGCCAACACGUAGAAGACGAGGACGACGAGGAGGACAAUGAAACCGCCAGCAGCCCAACAGCUCAACCGUCAACAGGCCGGGGCAACAUAGGGAGGGCACGCGACUUACCUACGGGGCCCGAGUUCCACGACGAACAGGCACGCCUCAGGGAUGCCUUGACGAGAGUCAAUCCUCUCCGAGAACUUUUCCUGCGAUUGGGAACACCCAUUAUUAUGCCGGCGUUCGUAAUUCCGAAGCAGAAGCUUUUGGAGGCAAGGAUUGGCGUCAAGCUGCCCGAGGGAGUUACAGGCCUCGAUUCCCACGAGGAACAGGCACACCUCAAGGAAGCAUUCAGAGGAGAAACGCCCCGCAAGAACAACUUCAUCCGGUUCAAAACAUCGACUACUCAAGCUGGGAGCGUGAACCUGAAUCACAUGCUUAUGGCAAAGACGGCUGUUGGCAAGCACCCCGAGGCAGGCCCAGGACUCGAUUUCCACAAAGAACAGGCACGCCCCAGGGAAAUCUUCACAGGCGGGAAGACUCCCCACAACUCUCCUACCCACUUCAAAACGACAGCAGUCCGCGCGACAACGCGGCGCCUGCAUCAAACUUGUGGAGUGCUGACAUGUACCAAAGAGCUGUCGAGGGACCCCCCCGCAGGAGUUUGGGGAACCGAUGGUUCAGCCGAUAUGAGUGCGUGUCAAACAGAAGCAUGCAGCAGUGAUGAUUGGUGGCAGAGCUCCCCGCGGGCUAGCCCGACUCUUUUUCCAAGAGGAACCUGCACGCCUCAGGGAGGCCAUCUCAGGAAGGAAGAAACCUCUCCGCAGACUGCCGAAGCCCACCAAAGCCCGCCAUGUACGAGCGGCAUGCGUGGCUCUCCGCUUGAAUCCCCCAUCGAAGACGGAGUUCCACCUAGCUUCCGUAAGGUCUUCAACGAUCGGUAUUUUAGUGGAGAAAGUAUCCCGAAGAUAGACAUCAACCGCGCCCUUGACAUUCUGUGGAAUGAAGGAGAGAUUGAUGGCCGGCAACUUUUCCGUGGUUACGACAAACUGUCAGAGGCUUGUUGCCACAGCAGCAUCAUCAAUCGAUACAAGGUGGACCCCAAGAGGGCGAUAGAACUAAUGUAUUGGAAGCAGAUCGCAAUGCUGCCAACACAGGCUGGACCGCGGAAGCGGCCAGCCCCUUCAAUGAUCAGGAAAGCACUUUUACGAUUGCAUCGCCGGCGGAUCCUGUAUACACGUCGCCGAAAUAUGGAGCACCCCAACGCCCUCUGCACCUUCGGGAAGCACGAGAAACCCCAGUAG